Rangifer tarandus platyrhynchus (Svalbard reindeer) is the source of this 354-nucleotide messenger RNA. Lineage: Eukaryota; Metazoa; Chordata; Mammalia; Artiodactyla; Cervidae. The record is from the annotation of a GenBank genome assembly.
AUGAGGCGGAUGCCGCAGGGCAGCCGGACCUGGGUUUGGAGGACCAGGUUUGGAGCUUCUUUUCAGCGUGGUGUUCUUCUGAAGAUGCAGGAUACCCUAGACCAGGGCCCUGGCCGUGGCUGGGCAGCUUGGGGUGCAGAUAUCCACCUGCACAAUGCAGCGAGCCCGCACCAGGAAGCAGCAGGAGUGGUAGUAGUUGAUUCUGGUGGCGCAGCUCCAGUGGACACGAUGCAGCGAAGGUCUGGCAUCUGGUUGCAGUCCUGGCCGAGCGCAGUGGCCGUCUCGCUGGUGAGCCUCCGGGGCGUGAGCAUCACCGGCGCUGGCUCGAAAGACCUUGCAGAGGCAGGCUCCUAG